CAAAAAACGCAGUUAACGGAAAACAAACCUAUUCCGCGGCUGCCGUCGUCAGCUCCGCUACCGCCACCACCCUCUCCCUUUGCAGUAACCUAAGCUGUAAUUCAGAGGUGGAAAAAUGCCACGAACAACCACAGUAGAAUCUGCUGGCUGUCCUCCACUUCGCGCCCUAACUUUCGAUGUUCUCGGUCUCAUCAAAGUCACUGAAGCACGAAGUAAGCUAGGAGGAGUUCCUAAGGUGGUCGAGAGAUGGGGUGAACCGGAAUCCUCUCGAUGCGUGCUUGCCGCCUCUACUAAUGACCGUAAAAUCGACCCUCUGUUAGCUGUUGCAAGGAAAAGUGGUGUGAUUGAAUUGAUUAGCUCCAUCAAUGGUGAUCUUCGAGUUUCACUUCCUAGUGGCAACCAAGCUGAUGUCCAGUCUCAAGAAGAUAAUAUUGUUGGGUUGCAUUUGUUCAAAAAACAAACAUCUGAAUCAUCAUCCAGGUCAUGCACCUUGCUUACAUGCACAACAAAAGGGCUUUCAACCCUGAGAUCUUUAACACUACCAAAAUCACCAGGGGACUCCACUAGUGACGAUGAUCAAGUCACAUGGAAUGUGUGUGCAGCUGGUAAUGUCUUAUGUUGUAAAGUGGAUGAUAAUGAAAACUACGCCUUAUUUGGAGGGAAAGGAGUAGAAGUUAAUAUAUGGGAUCUUGCAACACAUACGAAAAUCUGGACAGCAAAAUCACCUCCUAAAAACAGCCUUGGGAUAUUUACACCAACCUGGUUUACUUCAGCCACAUUUUUAUGCAAAGAUGAUCACCGCAAGUUUGUGGGAGGCACCAACAGCCAUCAGGUACGAUUGUAUGAUAUGGCUGCUCAAAGAAGACCUGUGAUGUCAUUUGAUUUUCGUGAGACACCAAUUAAGGCAAUCACUGAAGAUCAAGAUGGCAAUACAAUUUACAUUGGGAAUGGAUCUGGUGAUCUUGCAUCUGUUGACAUUCGCACAGGGAAACUAUUGGGCUGCUUUUUGGGGAAAUGUUCUGGAAGCAUCAGAUCAAUAGCCAGGCAUCCUGAUCUCCCAGUGAUAGCUUCUUGUGGACUUGACAGCUAUUUGCGCAUAUGGGAUAUAAAAUCAAGGCAGCUACUCUCUGCGGUUUUCUUAAAGCAGCAUCUCACAAAUGUCGUCUUCGAUUCUCAUUUUAACGAUGAAGAAGUUGCAGCAGCUUCUGGUCCUCCAAGUGAACCAAAAGAAGAUGAUGAGCUAAUAGAAAGAGAUGAGGAGUCGCCACCAAUUGUUAAACGCAAAAAGAAGAAAUCCAAAUCACGCGAUGUUGACAGAGAUGAUGAUGAUGAUGAUGAUGAAUCGCAUUCUGUUAAACGAAAAAAGUCCAAAAAAUCACAGAAUGUAGAUGAAGAUGAAGAUGAUGAUGCUGAUGAAGGGCCACAUUCAAAAGAAAAUAAAAAGUCCAAAAAACCAAAGAAUGUAGACAAAUACGAGGAAGGAUUGCUUUCUGUUGAACAUGAAAAGCUGAAAAACGUAAAGGAUCGAAAAUCAAAGAAAUCAAAAGGCCAGAGGGUUGAUUUGGAAUGAUGUAUGAUUUAAGAAGAGAAUGAUGAUAGUUUAAGACAACAGUUUUGAAGUUUCUGAUUGAACAUGGUUCUUGGGGGAUUAUUGUUUUUGUGAUAUUGACUUGACUAGAAGGCAUUGUUUGUGAGAAUUAGUAAAUUUUAACAAAUUGUAAGGGGUUGAUUGCAAAAGAAUGCUAAGUAUUUUUAUCAUUAAU
This is a messenger RNA of Lactuca virosa, 1763 nucleotides long. Lineage: Eukaryota; Viridiplantae; Streptophyta; Magnoliopsida; Asterales; Asteraceae. The record is from the annotation of a GenBank genome assembly.